GCGGGGGGCGGGUUCGCCGGCACCAAGGAGUUGCUGGGACCCGCUGCGUGCCUUGCCAAGCUCGUGUGUGUGUGUGUGUGUGUGUGUGUGUGUGUGUGUGUGGGAGAGAGAGAGAGACAGACAGACAGACACACACGCACAACGUCGAACGCACUGGGAGUGUGUGGCAGGGUGUAUGGUUGUGUGCAUUUUUGUGCUGCAGGGUGUGAGGUGAUUUGUACCUGAAGCUGCGUGGUAAUAGCAUUUUUAAAAAUUAUUUAUUUAAUUUUAUUUUUAUUAAUUCAUUUAUUUUAAUUUGACCAGAGAGAGAGAGGGAGAGAAAAUGAAAAAGCAAGUCACCAGGCCUGGGACUCAAAUUGUUGUCGGCCAUGUGGGAGAGUCAGUGCCUUAACCACUCCACCACCUGCUAGUCCCAAUAGAAUUUUUGAUACAGGAUUUGUCUGAUACAAUAAGAAACCUCUGCUCUUGUGGUUUGUUUGUGAAGGAUCUCUGUAUUUCCGGAUUUGUAUCCGUAACUUGAGUAACUGGUGAUGGUAUGUGUUAUGUGACCGUACAUUUCUUGUGCUUGUAUUUCAGAGUAUAAGGGUUUGACUGGCAAAUGACCCUGUGUGUGAUCGUGUGUAGCAGUGACAAAAUGAUGGUCAAGUAAUUAUAUUUCUUCUUUGAGUACUAAUUUGAUGAAUCUGACAAGUAAUUUAGACCUUUUUUUUCUGUUUAUUUUUUUGCUACAGGGUGCAUACACUUGCCAAAGAGACAGAGAGAAAGUGAAAGUUUACCCCUUAUGCUCCCCAGGGAGGAUGGCUACACCACAAUUCCUUCUUCUCCUCUGUUUUCCUCUCAGGAUUUUGGGCAUGCACACGUGCCCAGUGUGAUUCUCAAGCCACAGGAUCUGGGACACCAACUACAAAGAUGAGCAUAUGGAAUUCAAUACCUUAACCUCCAGGCCACCUGCUGGCCCCUUCAUGAUUUUUUCAAAAUAAUUUCAAAGCCAAUUCUUAUGUAAAUGUUUUUUCAUCUGCUGUAGUAUUCCCAAAGUAGACAGCCAUUAUUUUCUGUUAUUAGAGGGACAUUACUGGGUAUGGUCGAGAGAGUAUCAAUUGAUGAAAUAAUAUAAUAACUGUAUACAUAAGAAUUAAUUUUAGCAGAGUUCAGCAUUAGUUGUAUUUCUUGAAUUCUAUAGCAAACCCUCUUCUCAUUUUCUGACAAGCAAACCUUGGCUUUCACAGAGAACAUAACUUUAAGGCUGCACAGUCUAUUGUUGUUAUGAACACUUACAAGAAAAAGAAAGCUAUUGUUUAGAAGAGGAAAGCAAGAAUUGCUAACCAGAGAUGAAUAGAUUUUAUGCAGAUGGGCUUCCUGUUGUAUAUUAAAGCUGUGACAUUUUAAAGUGUGGCCAUCUCAGGAUCCUGCUGUCUCCUGAGAAGAAGAAGAAAUGGCAAAGUCCCACGGAGUAGUAACAUUCAAAGAUGUGGCUGUUGACUUUACACAGGAGGAAUGGCAACAAUUGAAACCUACUCAGAGGAAUUUGUAUAGGGACGUGAUGCUGGAGAACUAUAAAAACCUAUUAACAGUAGGCUACCAACUCACCAAACCAGAUAUCAUUUCCAAGUUGGAACAGGAAGAAGAGCCAUGGGUUGUAGAAGAAGCAAUGUUAAGGAGAUACUCAGAAAAAGACUGGGAAGUUGGUGAACAGAUGGAAGCAGAACAGCAAAGAUUUGUCAAAAGAAUGACAACCACACUAAAGAAAAUCUUGACUAAGGAAAAAGGCAGUGACUUUAAAAACAUUGGAAAAAUGUCUCCUAUGACUUCUGAUAUUAAUUUUAUGAGGAAAUCCCUCUGUCAGUAUGAUUCUUUUGGGACAAGACUGAAACAUAAUUUAGACUUACCUACAAAUGAGAGAAGCCAUGUGACAAAGAAACAUAAUGAAUGUAAUAAGCCUGGAAAAUCCUACCUUAAGUCAUCCUCUAUCACAGUAGACCCCUUUAAGUGUGCUCAGUGUAGAAAAGGCUUCAUUCAGGAGUUGGAUCUCAUCAGACAUCUGCGAAUUCAUACUGCGGAGAAACCUUAUGAGUGUUACGAAUGUGGAAAAGCUUUUAGUCGGAAGAGAAAUCUCAGUUCUCAUCAGAAAAUUCAUACAGGAGAGAAACCUUAUAAAUGUAAUGAAUGUGGAAAAACUUUCAUUCACACAUCAAAUCUCAUUAGACACUACAGAACUCACACAGGAGAAAAACCCUAUGGAUGUAAGGAAUGUUUGAAAGCUUUCAGCCAGAAAUCAAAUCUCAUUGAGCAUGAGAAAAUUCAUACUGGAGAAAAACCAUAUGGAUGCAAUGACUGUGGAAAAACUUUCAGCCAGAAGAGAAACCUUAGUGAACAUGAGAAAAUUCAUACUGGUGAGAAACCUUAUGAAUGUAAUGAAUGUGGGAAAGGCUUCUCUCGAAUAUCAUCCCUUACUCUGCACAUGAGAAGUCACACAGGGGAGAAACCCUAUAAAUGUAAUAUAUGUGGAAAGGCUUUCUCUCAGUGCUCAUUAUUCAUUAUACAUAUGAGAAGUCAUACAGGUGAGAAACCUUAUAAAUGUAAUGAAUGUAAGAAAGCCUUCUCCCGAAGGUCAUCUCUUACUGUACAUUUGAGAAAUCAUACAGGCGAAAAACCUUAUGAAUGUAAUGAUUGUGGGAAAGCUUUCAGUCAAAAAGAAAACCUCAUUACACAUCAGAAAAUUCACACUGUAUUCAUUAUACAUACGAGAAGUCAUACAGGUGAGAAACCUUAUAAAUGUAAUGAAUGUAAGAAAGCCUUCUCCCGAAGGUCAUCUCUUACUGUACAUUUGAGAAAUCAUACAGGCGAAAAACCUUAUGAAUGUAAUGAUUGUGGGAAAGCUUUCAGUCAAAAAGAAAACCUCAUUACACAUCAGAAAAUUCACACUGGAGAGAAACCUUUUGAAUGUGAUAAAUGUGGAAAAGCUUUUAUUCAGUUGUCAAACCUUAUCAGACACCAAAGAAUUCAUACUGGAGAAAAACCUUAUACAUGUAAGCAAUGUGGGAAAGCAUUUAGUCACAAAUCUAAUCUCACUGAGCAUGAGAAAAUUCAUACUGGAGAGAAACCUUAUGAAUGUACUAAGUGUGAAAAAGCCUUUAGGCAUAAGCAAAACUUCAUUGAGCAUGAGAAAAUUCAUACUGGAGAGAAACCUUAUGAAUGUAAUGAAUGCAUGAAAGCCUUCUCUCGAAUCUCGUCUCUGAAUCUUCAUCUGAAAAGUCAUACAGAGGAGAAAUCCUGUAAGUGUAACAAAUGUGGGCUAGCAUUCUCACAAGCCUCCUUACUUAUACAUAUAAGAUGUCAUAGAAGUGAGAUCAUUAAAUGUAAAGAAUGUGUGGAGGCUUUUUCUCAGAAAACAUUUGUUACUGUAUAUGCAAAAAGUCUGGGUCAGAAGGACAGUAAGUGUAAUGAAUGGAAACCCUUCUCUCAGAUUUCAGCCCUUGCUUUACAUGUGAGAACACAUGCAGGUGAGAAGCCCUAUUAGGGUAAUGAUUGUGGGUAAGCUUUCAUCUAGAAUUCAUACCUCAUUAGACAUCAAUGAAUUCAUAGUUGGUAUAAACAAAUUGAAUCAGAAAAAUUUCAGUAGGGAUUCAUAUCUCAUAGCUUAUGUAAAAAUUCA
This is a messenger RNA of Tupaia belangeri chinensis (Chinese tree shrew), 3652 nucleotides long. Its product is annotated as zinc finger protein 569. Gene Ontology annotation, molecular function: RNA polymerase II cis-regulatory region sequence-specific DNA binding; DNA-binding transcription factor activity, RNA polymerase II-specific. The record is from RefSeq and is a predicted model, not a curated record. Gene Ontology annotation, biological process: regulation of transcription by RNA polymerase II. Lineage: Eukaryota; Metazoa; Chordata; Mammalia; Scandentia; Tupaiidae.